Molecule: messenger RNA, 3369 nt
Organism: Acanthosepion pharaonis
Lineage: Eukaryota; Metazoa; Mollusca; Cephalopoda; Sepiida; Sepiidae
Source: the annotation of a GenBank genome assembly
AUGUUUAUCCUUUUUUCAUUUUCUCUUCUUUCUUCUUUCUUUUUUCUUUUCUUCAUUCUUUUUCAUUUUCUUCUUCUUCUUCAUUCCUUUUUUUUCAUUUUCUUUUUUUUCUUUCUUUUCUUCUUCUUCAUCCUCUUCCUUUCUUUUCAUUUUCCUUCUUCUUUCUUCAUUCUUUUUCAUUUUCCUCUUCUUCUUCUUCUUUCUUUCUUCAUCCUUUUUCAUCCUCCUUUUUUCAUUUUCAUCUUUCUUCUUCUCUUCAUUCUUCUUCUUCUUCAUCCCUUUUUCAUUUUCUUCUUCUUUUCUUUUCUCUUCAUCAUCCUUUUUCAUUUUCUCUUCUUCUUUUCUUCUUCUUCUUUCAUUUUCUUCUUCUUCAUUUUCUUCUUCAUCAUCCUUUUUCAUUUUUUUCCUCUUUUCUUCUUCAUCUUCUUCUUCUCUUUUCAUCCUCCUUUUUUUCUUUUUCUUUUUCUUCCUUCUUCUUUCUUCUUCUUCUUCUUCUCUUCAUCCUCCUUUUUCAUUUUUUUCUUCAUCUUUUCCUCUUCUUCUUCUUCUUCUUCUUCUCUUCAUCCUCCUUUUUCAUUUUCCUCCUUUUUCUUCUUUUCAUUUUUUAAUUUUUCUUCUCUUCAUUCUUCUUUCAUUUCUUUCUUCUUUUCUUCUUCUUCUUCUUUCUUUCUCCUUUUUCAUUUUCCUUUUCUUUCAUCUUCUUCUUCUUCUUCUUCUUCUUUUCUUCAUCCUCCUUUUUCAUUUUCCUCUUUCUUCUUCUUCUUCUUUUUCAUUUUUCUUCUUCUCUUUUUUUCCUCUUCUUUUUUUCUUUUUUUCUCUUUUUUUUUUCUUCUUCUUCUUCUCUUCAUCCUCCUUUUUUUCAUUUUCUUCAUUUUUUUCUUCAUCCUCCUUUUUCAUUUUUUCUUUUUUCUUUCUUCUUCUUCUUCUUCUUCUUCAUCCUCUUUUUCAUUUUCCCUCUUCUUCAUUUCUUCUUCUUCUUCUUUCUUCAUUCCUUUUUUCUUCUUCUUCUCUUCAUCCUCCUUUUCUUUUCUUCUUCUUCUUCUUCUUCUUCUUCUCUUCAUCCUCCUUUUUCAUUUUCCUCUUCUUCAUCUUCUUCUUCUUCUUCUUCUCUUCAUCCUCCUUUUUCAUUUUCCUCUUCUUCAUCUUCUUCUUCUUCUUCUUCUUCUCUUCAUCCUCCUUUUUCAUUUUCCUUUUCUUCUUCUUCUUCUUCUUCUUCUUCUUCUUCAUCCUCCUUUUCAUUUUUCUUCUUCAUCCUCCUUUUUCUUAAUCUUUUCCUCGUUUUCAUAUUUUCUUCUUCUUCUUUUUUCUUCUUCUCCUCUUCAUCCUCCUUUUCAUUUUCCUCUUUUCUUUUCUUCUUCUUCUUCUUCUCCUCUUUUUCAUUUCCUCUUCUUUUCUUCUUCUUCUUCUUCUUCUUCUUUUUUCAUCUUUUUCUUUUCUUCUUCUUCUUCUUCUUCUUCUUCUCUUCAUCCUUUUCAUUUUUCCUCUUUUCAUCUUCUUCUUCUUCUUCUUCUUUCCUUUUUCUUUUUUUCUUCUUCUUCUUUUCAUCCUCCUUUUUCAUUUUCCUCUUCUUUCUUCUUCUUCUUCUUCAUCCUCUUUUUUUUUUCUUCUUCUUUUCUUCUUUUUUCCUCCUUUUCAUUUUUCUUUUUCUUUUUCUUCUUCUUCUUCUUCUUCUUUUCUUUUCUCUUUCAUCCUUUUCCUCCUUUUUCAUUUUUUUUCAUUUUCCUCUUCUUUUUUCUUCUUCUUCUUCUUCAUCCUCUUUUUCAUUUUUUUCUUUUUCUCUUUUCCUUUUUCAUUUUCUUCUUCUUCUUCUUUUUCUUCAUUCUUCAUUUUCCUCUUCUUCUUCUUCUUCUUCUUCUUCAUCCUCCUUUUCAUUUUUCAUUUCUUCUUCUUCUCUUCAUCCUCCUUUUUCAUUUUCUCAUUUUUCUUUUUUCUUCUUCUUCUUUCUUCUUCUUCUUCUCUUCUCCUUUUUUCAUUUUCCUCCUUUUUCUUCUCUUCAUCCUCCUUUUCAUUUUCCUCUUCUUCUUUUCUUCUCUUCAUCCUUUUUCAUUUUUUUUCUUUUCUUCUUUUUCUUUCUUCUUCUUUCAUCCUCCUUUUUCAUCCUCUUCUUUUUUCUUCAUCCUUUUUCUUUUCUUUCAUCUUCUUCUUCUUCUUCUCUUCAUCCUCGUUUUUCAUUUUCUCUUCAUCCUCGUUUUUCAUUUUUCUUCUUCUUUUCAUUUUCUCUCUUUCUCCUUUUCAUUUUUCUUUUCAUUUCUUUUCUUCUUCUUCUUCUUCUUCUUCUUCUUUUCUUUCUUCUUCUUCUUCUUUUCUUCAUCCUCCUUUUUUCAUUUUUCUCUUUUCAUUUUUCUUCUUCUUCUUCUUUCUUUCAUCCUCUUUUUUCAUUUUCAUCCCUCCUUUUUUCAUUUUCUUCUUCUUCAUCUUCAUCCUCCUUUUUCUUCUUCUUCAUCUUCUUCUUUUUCAUCCUCCUUUUCAUUUUCCUCUUCUUCUUUCUUCUUCUUCUUCUUCGUUUUUCAUUUUCUUCUUCUUCUUCUUCUUCAUCUCUUCAUCAUUUUUCAUUUUCCUGUUUUUCUUCUUCUUUCUUCUUCCUUUUUCAUUUUUCUUCUUUCUUCAUCUUCAUCCAUUUUCCUUUUUUUUCUUCUUCUUCUUUUCUCCUUUUUCUUUUUCUUCUUUUUCUUUUUCAUUUUUUCUUCUUCUUCUUCUUCUUUUCUUCAUUUUUUUUCAUUUUCCUCUUCUUUUUUUUCUUCAUUCUUUUUUCAUUUUCCUCUUCUUCUUUUUCAUUUUCUUUUUCUUCUUCUUCUUCUUCUUCUUCUUCUUCUCUUCUUCUUCUUUUCUUUUUUCUUCUUUUCAUCCUCCUUUUUUUCAUCCUCCUUUUUCAUUUUUCUUCUUCUUCUUCUUCUUCUUUUCUCCCUUCCGUUUUUUUUCAUUUCUUCUUCUUCUUCUCUUCAUCCUCCUUUUUCAUUUUCCUCUUCUUCAUCUUCUUCUUCUUCUUCUUCUCUUCAUCCUCCUUUUUCAUUUUCCUCUUCUUCUUCUUCUCUUCAUCCUCCUUUUUCAUUUUCCUCUUCUUCUUCUUCUUCUUCUCUUCAUCCUCCUUUUUCAUUUUCCUCUUCUUCUUCUUCUUCUUCUCUUCAUCCUCCUUUUUCAUUUUCCUCUUUUUCUUUUCUUCUUCUUCUUCUUCUUCUUCUUCUUCUUCUUCUUCUUCUCUUCAUCCUCCUUUUUCAUUUUCCACUUUUUCUUUUCCUCCUCUGUCUUCUUCUAAAUUUGUUUUCUAUUUUUUCUUCUUUCUUUUCAUUUCUUCUUCCUGUCUCAUUCUAUGUAAGUUUCUACACCGUUCACUUUAUUUAUUCUUUAUUAACUUCUUUCUUCUUUAUAUAA